AUGGACGACAACUUGGCGUCUGGUAGCUCUAAUCCUCUAAACGGACUCCACCUCGCGGAUUCUGCACCGGUCGACCUGAACGGAGCCAUGGCCAGCUCGGUGAAUGGAGCCAUUGAUGGUGUCAUGAAUGGUUCAACAUUUGUGACAUCCGUUCCCGUUAUGGGAAACCUCAACGGCUACCCCUCAAUACCUGAUGCGUCAUUUGGUGACAUGACCCUUGCAAUGAAUGGGAUGCAGCCUGAGAUGUUCGUGGUGCCGCCUCAGCAACCUAUAUCUGCCGAUGAGAUCGCAUUAUAUGACAGACAAAUCCGCCUAUGGGGCAUGCAAGUCCAGGAAAAGCUCCGUCGCGCGAACGUUCUUCUCAUCGGAAUGAAAGGCCUGGGCUGUGAAAUCGCAAAGAAUCUGGUUCUGGCAGGAGUUGGAGUGUUGACAAUACUUGAUCACGAAGUCGUUGUGGAAGAAGAUUUGGGGACGCAGUUCUUUGUCCGGGAAGCUCAAAUCGGCCAGAAUCGUGCGCAGGCCGCUCUCGCGGAGCUACAGAAGCUGAAUCCACGGGUUGAGGUAUACACGGACCCGAAUGCGGCUGUGACCAAGGAUCCGGAAUAUUUCCAGAAUUUCGACAUUACUAUUGCAACAGGCCUCAUUAUGGACGUGCUGGGGACCAUCAAUAUGGCCUGCCGGAUGUAUGGCCGGAAAUUCUAUGCCGCAGAUACCCACGGUAUGUACGGUUACAUAUUCGACGACUUGAUCAUCCAUGAUUUCGUGAUUGAGAGACAGCAGAGGAACAAGCCCACGAAAAUCGGCGAUAUGGAGACUUCCACCAAAUGUGUCACCGCUGUCGAGUCGAAGAAGGAAAAUGAGAAGACCAUGGAACUCAUUACCUAUCAAGAGACCUAUUCGCCCAUUCAGCUAGCCAAUCUGUCUCCUCUUCCUGCACGGAUAAGGAACGCUCGACGAAGCCGCACAAAGGUCACUCCUUUACUUUCUUGCCUACGGGCUCUAUUCGAUUUUCAAGGCCAGAUGGGUGGCAGACUUCCCGCACACAACAGAGCAGACCUUGAGCUCUUCACCAGGUUAGCAAACCAGAAACAUCUAGAGCUCUCACUCCCUUUGGAUUCCCUGAGAUCAGAGUUUCUGCGGACUUUCCUGCAGAACCUUGGCGCUGAGAUCAGUCCAGUUGUUGCAUUUCUUGGAGGCUAUUUGGCACAAGAUGUGAUCAAUGUUUUGGGACAAAAGGAGCAGCCGCUUCAAAACUGGCUACUCUUCGACGGAGAAGAAUUUACCGCCACCCAGUUCUCGAUACAUCCUAUCAACGACGAUGCCAUGGAGAUGAUGAACACCAACGGGGCUGUGAUGGUGCCAGAGCUUACGUCAAUCGAAGGCACAGUACCAGUGGCUUAA
This is a messenger RNA of Cladophialophora immunda, 1401 nucleotides long. RefSeq lists its product as uncharacterized. Gene Ontology annotation, biological process: protein sumoylation. The coding region runs from base 1 to 1401 and encodes 466 amino acids. Gene Ontology annotation, cellular component: SUMO activating enzyme complex; cytoplasm. Gene Ontology annotation, molecular function: SUMO activating enzyme activity. The record is from RefSeq and is a predicted model, not a curated record. The transcript has a single exon. Lineage: Eukaryota; Fungi; Ascomycota; Eurotiomycetes; Chaetothyriales; Herpotrichiellaceae.